AUGGAGCUCUUACAGCUGUCUUGCACACACCAAUCAGGAGAGUUCAAAGUGACGUCAAUGCCGCCAUGCUCCAGAAGUGUUCACUUCCCUAAUGUGUUGUCGACCACCUGGGCAUACAGUCGACCACCUGGGCAUACAGUCGACCACCUGGGCAUACAGUCGACCACCUGGGCAUACAGUCGACCACCUGGGCAUACAGUCGACCACCUGGGCAUACAGUCGACCACCUGGGCAUACAGUCGACCACCUGGGCAUACAGUCGAUCACCUGGGCAUACAGUCGAUCACCUGGGCAUACAGUCGAUCACCUGGGCAUACAGUCGACCACCUGGGCAUACAGUCGACCACCUGGGCAUACAGUCGAUCACCUGGGCAUACAGUCGACCACCUGGGCAUACAGUCGACCACCUGGGCAUACAGUCGAUCACCUGGGCAUACAGUCGAUCACCUGGGCAUACAAUCGACCACCUGGGCAUACAGUCGAUCACCUGGGCAUACAGUCGACCACCUGGGCAUACAGUCGACCACCUGGGCAUACAGUCGAUCACCUGGGCAUACAGUCGACCACCUGGGCAUACAGUCGAUCACCUGGGCAUACAGUCGAUCACCUGGGCAUACAGUCGACCACCUGGGCAUACAGUCGACCACCUGGGCAUACAGUCGACCACCUGGGCAUACAGUCGACCACCUGGGCAUACAGUCGACCACCUGGGCAUACAGUCGAUCACCUGGGCAUACAGUCGACCACCUAGGCAUACAGUCGACCACCUGGGCAUACAGUCGACCACCUGGGCAUACAGUCGACCACCUGGGCAUACAGUCGACCACCUGGGCAUACAGUCGAUCACCUAGGCAUACAGUCGAUCACCUGGGCAUACAGUCGAUCACCUGGGCAUACAGUCGACCACCUGGGCAUACAGUCGACCACCUAGGCAUACAGUCGAUCACCUGGGCAUACAGUGUUCAAUGA
Biomphalaria glabrata is the source of this 969-nucleotide messenger RNA. RefSeq names its product mucin-1-like. Lineage: Eukaryota; Metazoa; Mollusca; Gastropoda; Planorbidae. The transcript has a single exon. Bases 1 to 969 code for a protein of 322 amino acids. The record is from RefSeq and is a predicted model, not a curated record.